Messenger RNA from Astyanax mexicanus (Mexican tetra), 2257 nucleotides. RefSeq names its product tripartite motif-containing protein 29-like. The record is from RefSeq and is a predicted model, not a curated record. Gene Ontology annotation, molecular function: zinc ion binding. The coding region runs from base 1299 to 1901 and encodes 200 amino acids. Lineage: Eukaryota; Metazoa; Chordata; Actinopteri; Characiformes; Acestrorhamphidae. The transcript is spliced from 2 exons.
GAAGAAAUGCGAAAGAGACCAAGAGUUCAGAGAGCAGAAGCCUGAGGACCUCGGAGCGCCUUGAAUGUGAUUGGUCCAAAAAAGCCAAUCGGGUUACAAUAUCGCUUCAUAAUUAAUUUGCAUAAAAUUCAGUGUCGCUUGUCGCCUCUCGCGUGUCGCGGCGACAAAUCACGCCCUGCCAUAGGAAAUAAAUGGUCACCUGUCGCUUUCCAGUGUGAACACAGGGUAAAUGUUAAGCAGUUUACAAUACAAACUGUCCGCAUCAAUUUACUGAUCAUCAAUUUAAAUAUAUUUAAUUAAUUUAUUGACCUCUUGUAAUUAACACGCCCCCAACUGAGAAACUCAGGGCUUACCUAUAAAUCCGAGUUUCACACUGGUAAAUACGAGUUUGUGGUGGCGUUCAUGUGCUCUCAUCUCGUAAACGCGAUACUUCUGACACGAUCUGAAGGCAGCAUUAUUUCAUCCAUUCUGAGAUCAACAAGCUGAGGUGUGCUGAGCUAGUUAACUAGACCUAAGCUAGUUACUUGAUGUUCUCCCUUGAAUUUCCAGGCUCACACGCUGGCUUUCAGUAACGUCACUACCAGUUUGAAAUGAAGGACACAAAUAUAAAUCUGUAUUGUACUAUACUCUGUGUUUACGGUUCAGGCUUUGCCAUAUACUAGCAGUAGCUGCAAACUCGUAACUCGUAACUGUUACUGCAAACUGUAAGUUAACUGUUACAGUUUACUGCAGAUCGAUCAGUUUAGCUAGGUGGCUAAAUAAUAAAAAAAAAUAAAAGUGAAAACAGUAAAUCUACCUCUCUGCAUUUUUUUUUAAGAUUAGUAAAUGUUUAUAAGCAGGACUAGUAUGUCUUAUUCCUUCAAAGGAACACAUUUCACAUAUUCUUGAGAAAAUGUAAUGCUUCAAAAUCAUUGCUGACAAAAUCAGAUAUAUAUUUAUCUUUUCGCAUCCGACACAAGCCCAUACAUUAUUUUUGUUCCCACAGUGAAGGUGAGUCCCUUACAGUAGGGCUCUGCAGCCAGACUCUAUACUAUUGUAGGGUUUCUCCUCCUCCUCUUUUUCUCCUCCUCCUCUCUGUGUCACUCUGAACAGCAGUAAAGCAGGAAGUCUCUCCUGCUCAGUUCAGAGUAAAUGAAAGUGAUCUCAGAGGGCUGCUCUCACUCAGUGUAGAAGUGCAGGAAAAUGGCAGAGGCCAGUAUUUCAGUAGAUCACGAUCAGUUCAGCUGUCCAGUCUGUCUGGAUCUGCUGAAGGAUGAUUGGUUGGGUAACCUCCCUGAAAUCAACUUUUGCAACUUGGAAUGUCUGGGAUCUACAGCUGCCCCCAGUGCAGAGAGACCUUCACUCCAAGGCCUGUUCUACGCAGAAACAACAUGCUGGCUGAAGUGGUGGAGAAACUGAAGAAGAACACAGAACUCCAAGCUGCUUCUCCUGCUCCCCAUUACGCUGGAGCUGGAGAUGUGGAGUGUGAUUUCUGCACCGGGAGAAAACUCAGAGCCAUCAAGUCCUGUCUGAUGUGUCUGGCCUCCUUUUGUGAAGCGCAUCUUAAACCUCACUAUGAAGUUCCUGGAUUGAAGAAGCACAAUCUGGUUAAAGCGUCCACCCAGCUCCAAGAGAAGAUCUGCUCUCAGCAUGACAGACUGAUCGAGAUCUACUGUCGUACUGAUCAGAGAUCUAUCUGCUCAUUAUGUACAAUGGAUAAACACAAGGGUCAUGAUACAGUUCCUGCUACAACAGAAAGAACUGAGAAACAGAAUCAGCUGAAAGAGAUGCAGCAGAAACUCCAGCAGAGAAUCCAGGAGAAACAGAAGAAGCUGCAGGAGCUGAAACAGACUGUAAACACUCUUAAGGUGAGAACUGAGCAGAGAUUUGAUAUUUCAGAGCUCAGUCUGAAUCUCCUCUAAUCAGACGGUUAGGAGAUCAGUGUUAAGACACAUUCCGAUAAUAUUCACAUUGUGAAUCUACAUCAAUGUAAGAGAGUGAAUGAUAGUUCAGCUUAAAAAUAAUUGUUUAGUUUUUCCUUUAUCCCAAAUGUACCAGAUAAACUAAGAUAUGCUAGGCUCGUGUACAGGGCGAUCUCUGAAAAUUAGAAUAUAUUUGAAAAGUUACUUUAUUUCAGUAAUUCAGUUAGAAAUGUGAAAUUCACAUUAUAUAGAUGUAUAACACACAGAGUGAUCUAUUUUAAGCAUUUUUUUAUUUUAUUGUUGAUGAUUAAGCCAAAAAUCAGUGUAUCAGAAAAAUUAGAGUAUUAUAAAAGACC